Molecule: messenger RNA, 1416 nt
Organism: Poecilia reticulata (guppy)
Lineage: Eukaryota; Metazoa; Chordata; Actinopteri; Cyprinodontiformes; Poeciliidae
Product: proepiregulin-like
Biological process (GO): positive regulation of cell population proliferation; epidermal growth factor receptor signaling pathway; positive regulation of mitotic nuclear division
Molecular function (GO): epidermal growth factor receptor binding; growth factor activity
Source: RefSeq, a predicted model, not a curated record
ACCCACCCACGCCUCAUGACCGAGUCCCCGCGGGGUUUCACUCAUCCUCUGGCUUAAGGAGCCUCAGCCCGCACCUUCUUCUCUUCCUGACAGACACCUUAGCAAGUCGCCAGCGCCUCCUUGUAAUAACCCAGACAAGAAGCGGCUCUGAAAUGCGGACCAGAAGACCCUCAGCGUUCCUGUCCCUCAUCGGUGUUGUGCUGAUUUGGCCAUAUGUACUCACCAUGAGUAUUUCACCCAGACUCCUGACCACAGGCAGUUCCUCUCUAACAGCAGGUCAGGAAGAAGAGCGCCCUCAUAUGACCAAACGCUCAACUACAAGCUGUGAAAAAGAGUAUGACACCUACUGCUUUAACAAUGGCCAGUGCAUUCUGCUGGAGGACAUGAAAGAACACCACUGCAAGUGUAAGAAGGGCUUUUAUGGCCCUAGGUGUGCCACCCCGGAGCUCGUUGGUCGGCCAGUGGAUGAAGAGCAAGUGGUGGUCAUCUUGUUUAGUGUGACCCUGCUGAUGAUUGGUCUGGGUGGGGCUUUAUACUUCUUCUACAAGUGGUACAAGAGGAACAAAUUCCCAAGCCAGCCGAAGCGGCAGGGUUACAAAGGAGUCCAGACGGUUUAAAGUGUCGUGCAAACACACCCCCAUGGCGACUGAUGCUGGAUUUUUUUCCCUGUUUUCUGAAUAAAAGUUGACCAUACAAAGAUGUUUCCAGACAAGCCCACACUUUAAAGUGCUGCUGUAUGUUUAUCAAGCAGACAGAUCAUCCCGUAGAGAUUAAAAUAUUCAAAAGAGGGCAGCUCUUUGUGUGGUGGCUACUGUUUUCCAGCUGUACUGGUUCUUAAGUUUCGGCACCUGUUACACUCAGUUUGAAAAGAUGAAUAGUGAGACAAACAAAAACGGUUUCCAGUGGGAGAAACCACCCACAUGAGGGCAGAGAUCUCACACAAGACGAUCAAAUAAAAUGUAAUAAGCAGGUGAGAAAUGACAGGAACUCAAAUUAAUCUGUUUCGUCUACAAGAAGAGUAAAAAUACAGUCAUGUUCUUCCACUGUAGAUAUUUUAUAUUUAUUUGUAGCUUGCUUUAAAUUGUAUAUUUAUGACAGACUUUUGUUACGGGGACUUGUAGUGUAGUUACAUUUUUCUAAAUUAUUUUAAAGUGUUAAUAUAUAGACAGACAUAUCAAUUUUUACAGCUCUGUUAUUUGUGAAUAUAAAUGCAACUUGACUUUUUACCUGAUCUUAUGUGUGUGUCCAUGUUUUCACUUCCACAAUAAGGCUCAUGUUCUCUCCUUUCUCACAAGUUUCCAUGCAGUUUUCACAUCUCUGUGUGAUGACCUUUCAUUAGCAUGAAAUAUCAACUGUUUUGUGGCAUAAAUCCUAAAAAUAUAAAUUAAAUCAUUUGUAUAAUUUUGUACUUUAAAU